AUGACCAUCAUCGGAUUACGUAAAUUUCUACAUUUUCUAAAUAUAGCGCUACCAAUCACAUUCAAAUGUCUAAAAUAUAUGGCUUAUAAAGAUAUCCUUUAUCCAUUGGCUACUCUAAAUUCUCUAGUCUGUGUUUUCAUGACAAAUAUCAUUAUAGUGAAUAGAAUAACAACAAAACCUAUACAUUUGUCUAUGGUAAAUAGCGAAUAUAGAUUGUCGUACCAGCCUGUUAUUCUCGCAAAACUAGCACCAGCUGCAGACCACAUUGCAGCCAUAUCAAACCCAUGCAACGGUUCUUUGAGACCUUAUAGUCUCCAUUGA
Messenger RNA from Scheffersomyces coipomensis, 321 nucleotides. RefSeq lists its product as uncharacterized. The record is from RefSeq and is a predicted model, not a curated record. The transcript has a single exon. Bases 1 to 321 code for a protein of 106 amino acids. Lineage: Eukaryota; Fungi; Ascomycota; Pichiomycetes; Serinales; Debaryomycetaceae.